CGUUGACACGAGUGUCCUCGUAGUGAAACAUGAUGCCUUAAGAGUAGCCAUCACAUGGUGGAAAUUUCCACUAGUCCCUUGGCUGAUAAAUUGGAAGGAUCUCCACUGAACUUCACUUGUACUUCUACUCGCCAACCUUCUAUGGUACUACAGAAGAAUUCAUUUAGGUUUCCCUGGUUUUGGAAGUAAAGUGAUUAAGGCACCCCUCAUAGAUGUGGGGAGAAGACCAUUUUUGAAGGAUUCCUGAAACAUCUCCAAAAGAGGUUGUUGCCCACUUUUCAAAUUGACACCAAGUAUUCUGACAUACUGAAGGCCUGAAAAAGCCAUGGACCGUAUGGAGCUAAAGAAAGUCUGCACAGAUGCAGAUGAUGACAGUACUGACAGCUUGGAUGAUAGAUGCACAGAGCCCAUUGACUCGGAGAAGGCCACCAUCAAUAGUCAAUUCCUGGAUGAUGGUGAUGAUGCAGAAAGCCAAAAGUUCCUAACCAAUGGGUUGAUGAAGAAGUAUGAAGAAUAUCAUGAAGAAUAUCAUCCGGGACACACUUCUUUUGGGAUGUCUGUCUUCAACCUAAGUAAUGCCAUUAUGGGAAGUGGCAUCCUGGGUCUGUCCUAUGCCAUGGCCAACACUGGUAUCCUGCUUUUUGUGAUCCUUCUUCUGGGUGUGGCUGUUUUGUCUCUAUACUCUGUGCAUCUGCUGCUGAUGACUGCAAAAGAAGGAGGUUCCCUCAUCUAUGAAAAGUUAGGAGAGAGAGCUUUUGGGUGGCCAGGAAAAGUAGCUGCUUUUGGAUCGAUUACUCUUCAAAAUAUCGGAGCCAUGUCCAGCUACCUCUUCAUUGUGAAAUACGAGCUUCCUGAAGUCAUCCGGGCCUUCAUGCAAUUGGAGGAGAGUUCUGGUGAAUGGUAUCUCAAUGGAAAUUACUUGGUAGUGUUUGUGUCUAUUGGGAUCAUUCUGCCACUAUCCCUCCUCAAAAACCUUGGCUAUUUGGGCUACACAAGUGGAUUCUCCUUGUGUUGCAUGGUUUUUUUCCUCGCCGUGCUGAUUUAUAAGAAGACCCUGUUGCCUUGCCCUCUGCCUUUCUUCUACCAUCACUCCAACUCCAGUAUGAAUGGUUCUGCAGCGCUGGCCCCCUUUGCUCUUCAUAACAGCAGCGCCUUCGUGGACUUCUCCAGAGCUGAUGUGUCCCCAGCAGUCUCAGCCAGCCAGCAUGCCCCCCAAACCACGGGUGUGCACUAUAAACCCCACCCUGACGACAAGGACAUGUGCACACCCAAGUACUUUGUGUUUAACUCACAGACUGCGUACACAGUGCCAAUUCUUGCCUUUGCUUUUGUGUGCCAUCCUGAAGUCCUUCCCAUCUACAGUGAGCUGAAAGAUCGUUCUCGGCGGAAGAUGCAGAAUGUGUCCAACCUGUCCAUCCUGGCCAUGCUCAUCAUGUACAUGCUUUCUGCGUUAUUUGGUUACCUUACCUUCUAUGAUAAUGUUGAGGCAGAAUUGCUUCACACGUUCACCAAAGUGUACAAGUUUGACACUAUGCUGCUGUUGGUGCGUCUAGCUGUCCUUACGGCGGUUACUCUUACAGUGCCCAUUGUGCUGUUUCCUAUCCGUUCCUCUAUUACCACACUGCUGUUCAGUGGACGAGAAUUCAGCUGGACACGCCACUUGCUUAUUGCUGCUGCCAUCCUCGCUUUUAACAAUCUCCUAGUCAUCUUUGUUCCCACUAUUCGAGACAUCUUUGGUUUUAUUGGCUCCUCUGCAGCUACCAUGUUGAUUUUUAUCUUACCUGCUGCUUUCUAUAUACGACUGGUCAAGUCUGUGCCACUUCGCUCCCCACAGAAGAUCUCUGCUGCCAUUUUCCUAGUGGUGGGUAUCAUCUUUAUGAUUGUCAGCCUGUCACUCAUCGUGCUGGACUGGAUUCAUAACCCUCCUGGCUCUGGGGGUCACUAAGUACUCCGAAUCACGACCACACAAACCCCCUACAGAGUUAUGCAGUACUCCCAGGGGGUUCCCCUUUACCCUCACAAUCACCUAAUCUCCCUUUGGCCCUCCCUUCUCCUCUACGGUACAGGGACCUCAUCUUUGGGUGCAAUGCUCCCAGAGCCUCUUAUGUGCAAAAAAUACCACAGACUGAACCGUCUACAUGCUGUGAGUGGCUGGUUGCCUCCAUCUAAAAUGCCUUUUGAUAGAGUAUACUUUUUAUUUUUCUGUUCAAUGUUCUUGUUACAUAGUUAAACCAGGAUCAAAAGUGACUUAAUGCAAAAAGUCAUAAACUGAGACAAAAUGGAGCCCUUUGGCUCCAAGCAAAGAUCAAUGGGCAAUCUAGACUAGAGUAUAUUUAUGAUGUAGUCUUUUAGAUUGCCCAUUGAUUUCUGCAAUAAUAGAAGAGACAAUGCUAAGUGAAGCAGGGACCUCAAACUAGAGUACCGCUAAAUAAUAGGAUUUGGUCAGGGGGCUAAUAACGGGACAUUUUGAAAGCCAUUGGUCGCAUGAACUUGAAGAUGGUAGAGAAAAGAGAGAGAGGUGGAAUCCAGGGAGCACUUCCAGAGCACUUCAAGAAAAUAUUUCAUCUUUUUGUGUUUUAUUUAAACUUCAGACACACAUCCAUAAAUACAUACAUGCAGCCAGACCAGCCGAAUUUGAAUCCUUAAACUACUUUAGUAAAGUAGAUGUUCUUCACUAAUAAACCCAAAGAUUGCAUUCACACAGCCUACGGCAGACGUUAUAACAUGUUUUUUUAGACAAAAUCCUGGCACUCGCAAUGACUUGAACGCUCAUUAGGUCACAGAAGGGUGAACAGCGACAUUGUUACCUUACCAACCUUCUCUGGAGGAGGGGAUCCCUCUCUGAAUUGCUCCUCCCAAGGUUUCUUCCAUUUUUUCUCCCGGUGGGAGUUUUUCUGGGAGUUUUUCCUUGUCUUCCUUGAGGGUUUAGGUUGGUUGAGGGGCAGUUCUAUGGGCGCAUGUGAAGCCCUCUGUGACAUGCUUGCGUGUAAAAAGGGCUAUACAAAUAAAUUUGAUUUGAUUUGAUUGUUAAAACUUGGCCCGCAUUCCAAAUAAACAUUACUUCAGAAACAGGCAGCCAAUUUAAAAUCCCAACAACUCAAAGCAUUCAACAAGGGGACAACAUUCAGUAUUACUGUUACAGAGAGAUGUGAAUGUGCUAGAGAUUUGAAUGUACUUAGUAGUUCUGCUAUCUACAGAUCUAAGCAUUGGUGAAAUAUCUGAACCAGUUUUUUCAUCCUAUGGCCUUAAUUGUGUUAUCCAAAUGCAAUAUAUGAGGCCCAUUGUCAUCUUUAAUUCAUCAUGAAUAUAAUUAAAACUAAGCAGUUCUGGCAGUUCCUAAAUCUUGAAUGAAAAAGUAAGGAUCAAAAACUAAGUAUGGUGUGGGUACAUGAGAAUAUGGUUUAAGUUGUUUUAUUUCAUUUAAUAGUUAUGGUUUGUUUUUGUGAUUUUAUUAAUGGUUUGUUGCAAACAAGAUUUGGGUUAGUACCAGUGUUUAGGAUUAAAAUUGAAGAAAAAUAAACCUCAGUUUCACAAAAAGGUUAGAUAUGGUAAGUGCUGUCAUCCAUGUAUACUUUUAACUCUAAAAUAUUUGCUAGAUGGACUAUCACUAUAACAGUUGACUUGGUGUGAAUCUUUGGAGUGAAGCCCUAGUGACAAUAGACAUUUGUAAUUUGUUAUUUGAUCAAAUUGGCGUAUACACAAUUAUUAUAUAUAAUAUAUAUAAUAUUGUCUGUAUUUUUCCCCACAUAAAUUAAAUCUCAAUGUCUAAUCAGUUAAUUGAAAUGCAAAUUAUACUUUGUGAAAAAUGUCUGUAUUCAAUGCGUAUUUUUCAGACACUUUGCGUUUCACAAAAUAUAUAUCUAUGACACUUGUUGUUACAACUAGAAAAGCUGUGCCCUUUUUUUUUUGUUCAAAGAUUAAAAUGUUUAGAUUAAAUCUUGCCAAAGUGAACAUUUACAUAUUUUCUAGAUUUACAUAUAAAACAUGAUUCAAAUGAAAUGACUUGUGUGCAUAUGACAAACAUGUUUUUUGACAGCUGUAUAUGCCUUGUAAAUAAUCAAUAUAUGGUACAUUCACUGAAUUGUUUAUAUGAGAUUUGUAGGAGACUUUAAGUCUGCAAUCUUAUGGUCUUAGUAUUAGCUCUUGUUCGUUCUUUCUUUAUGGAAGCUUGUACAUUUGUAGAAAAUAGUUUAUCACCUUACAUGUUUUCCUAGUCAUUUACUUCUGACAGAUUUGGGAAACAUGUUUAAGUAUCCUUAAAUUCAUCAUAUUGCAGUGGAGCAUGUUAGCUAAAAGUGUCAUUGCCUUGAGGCCUUGCAUGACUUUUUACAGCUUUGAUAAAUACUUGAUUCUUCCCAUGUGGAUCAGUAUACGAUUCAAUGUUCAGUAAAACUCAACAUUGAAUGACGGGAGCCACCUACGUGCUUUAAUUUCAGUUUAGCCUUUUACUGUUCUUGGGGUAAUGUGACACAAUCCGAACUUUUAUAUUAAACCUCAGGCAUAGUAUAUUAAAUGCAGUUAGUCUGUCAUAUUGCCAUAUAUGUGAUCAAAACAAGUAUACAGGUUAGAAUUUAGAGCUUUUUGAUGUUCAAAAGGGCAUCUUUUUCAAGGAAGGACUAGAGACAGGAUUUUAGACAUGUAAAGGGGUCAUACACUGGGGGUUGGAGGAAUUACAAUGCCCUUAUUGUCUCUCAGGUACUGCAUCUUUGUGAAAACACUCAUUUUACGUUGAACAUCUUAUCAUUCUUAAAACAGAGUAGAAAAUGGGUCUGGUCAUCUCCCUGUCUAUAAUGUUUACACCAGUUUUUUCUUAGCAUUUGAAAUAAGCAAGGUUGGCAAGUGUUCAGUCAAUACAGAAUUGAACAACAUGGGAAAAUGUGAUACACUACACAGCUUCUUUUUUUUUAAUUAUUAUUGUAAAACUGGGAAGCACAGGAUUGAUGCCUUGCAAUUGAGUGCCGGCCUACAAUGACAAUGCAAACGGUAUAUUUUCCUGAACAAGGGGGAUUUUUAUAUUGGUGAAGCAAAUCCAAUACCAUGUAAUAUGAAUAAUAAAAUGUGAAAUGUAA
This is a messenger RNA of Hypomesus transpacificus, 5069 nucleotides long. It is a transcript of the gene slc38a4, whose product is annotated as solute carrier family 38 member 4. The coding region runs from base 326 to 1945 and encodes 539 amino acids. Gene Ontology annotation, molecular function: amino acid transmembrane transporter activity. The record is from RefSeq and is a predicted model, not a curated record. NCBI's taxonomy places the organism in Eukaryota, Metazoa, Chordata, Actinopteri, Osmeriformes, Osmeridae. Gene Ontology annotation, biological process: amino acid transmembrane transport. The transcript is spliced from 17 exons.